AUGAGUAGAAUUCCACCGGGGCUGCUCUAUCUAACCAUCUACAAUCCAGCGCUUCGUCCCGCCAUUCCGACGCAAGAAGAUGACGAGGAUGCAGAGGAGCAAGCACAGAUUCUAUUCUACACUGCUCGGGAGCGCGCCGUAUCUCGGGAUCGGAUACUCAGACAAGUCGGCCUCUGUAAGGCCUUGAUCAGCUUCUCGGAGUUGUUCAAUCCCGAAAAUGUGUGCUCCAACGUCCACUCGCAGGCGAGGCGAAUGGUCAUGCUCUCUCCUGAACCUGACUUCUGGAUACAUGCAUGCUUCGAGGUAGCCAAGACACCUCGACCUGCCGCGGCAAGGAGCAAACAUCAGGAAAAGGGGAAGGGGAAGGAUCAUCCCACUCGGGAAGACGUGGUCUAUGACUACCAUGACGGGUCUGUCCAUGACCUCUCCUUACGGGCACACAUCCUGUUUGGAUACGAGCUUUUUAAGCUGACUCAUGGAACUCUGACUUCCAUCCUGUCUUCGCUUGGACAAAACGCCUUAGAGUUGCAGCUGGAACGCUUUUUCACCGUAUGGGCGUGGAAGUGGGAUAUAGUCCAGGACACCAAUUUCAGCGCUUACUUGGGCGUACCACGGCACCCGCUAUGUCCAUCGUUAACGCCUGUACUCAAUGGAUUCGGACUGCAAUGCCCCGAGGAUACUGUUCCUUUCGUGCUCGUUCCUCCAUACCUUGUCCCAUCCACUCGGUUUUCGACUGCAAGAUACCCGAUGUGUCUCAUACAGCAUAUAAUGUCUCGUAUACCGCCACCGCUGCCCCUCAAUGGAAGUAAUCCCACCUUGUCAACGACCCCCGAGCAGCGCCAGUCCACAAGUAUGAGUGGCACGGGUCCCGAUGAAAGGCUCGCCACCAGUGACAAGAAGCCUCAUGACGGCUCGGCGCAAGGAAGCACGUUCCUCGCCAUGCCAAACAUGAACGUGAAGUGGAAUUGGCCAGGAUACUUGACUUUCGGCAGAGGAUCCUCAGCGAAGACAUCUCAGGUCUCGCCCUCAUCGCAAGACGUAUGUACUACAAGUCCGGAGAAUAGCAAGGUUGAUGAGGAGACAGCGGAUGAAGACCAGAGGAACGUUGUUGAUGUGGAUGCGCAGUCUUUACAGGAGGCAAUCUCGACUGACAACAUCCAUAUACCGGCUUCACCUCUUGAUACAUCCCCAGCUUCUUCAGCGAAGCCCCUGGAGGCUCGAUCAACGCAAAUAGGUGCUGAUUCCGACACUAUUCCUCCGGUCUCGGAAGAAGGUACACGUAGUGAUACCUAUAUUGAUGUUCCAUCUACUGUUAUCGCAGAGGCCAUCACCAAAAGUAAAGAUCCUGAAACCCCUGUGACAGGCAGAGAUACAUCUUCUCCCACCGUCUCUGAAGAGGAGUUGUUUCAGGAAGAGAGGAAGCCCAUGCCAAGCUAUCUGUCUACGACAGUGCAUCUCUCAGAAACUGGUGAGAUCUCCGACACCCGAAGAAGGCGAAUAUGGCAUCUCACUAGCAAUGAGUUGACAUUCGCACUUGUCACCGAGUACGAUUCAGAUGCUGAACAGCUACCUCCUGCCGAAACAGUAAUCGCGAUGCUGGAUAGAAUACGCAGUGUCAUUGUUGUGGAGAAGCAGAAGGCUGCCGCAGAAGCGACCAUCCCCAGCGCAGCAAAGAUUUUGCAGCCUGAAGACAGACAUGUUAUUUCUGCAGGCGGAUUUACAAGGUCUCCGAGCGCCGGAUUAUCUUCUGAGACAGAGCAGCUAUUCAACGGUCAGCAAAUGCUACACAGUGAUUUGGAUGUUCUGGAGGUGUUCUCGCGAGGGCAGAAUCCACAGCACUGGCAUAUCUCGAAGCGCGGAUUAGGCGUGGGCGUAGAUGGGCUUCCGGUUGAAGGGGAGGUCUAUAUGCAAAUUGCGCGGAAGGAGAGCACCCUGACAGACGUCGACAAUGAGUUGGCGGGAGUUAUGCGGAGAUUUCUAGAGCAAUAA
Molecule: messenger RNA, 1989 nt
Organism: Sparassis crispa
Lineage: Eukaryota; Fungi; Basidiomycota; Agaricomycetes; Polyporales; Sparassidaceae
Exons: 8
Coding region: 1-1989 (662 amino acids)
Biological process (GO): vesicle-mediated transport
Cellular component (GO): intracellular membrane-bounded organelle; Mon1-Ccz1 complex
Source: RefSeq, a predicted model, not a curated record